Lycium barbarum (goji berry) is the source of this 3312-nucleotide messenger RNA. RefSeq names its product protein CHUP1, chloroplastic-like. Gene Ontology annotation, cellular component: chloroplast outer membrane. The record is from RefSeq and is a predicted model, not a curated record. Gene Ontology annotation, biological process: chloroplast organization. The transcript has 7 exons. Lineage: Eukaryota; Viridiplantae; Streptophyta; Magnoliopsida; Solanales; Solanaceae. Bases 629 to 2917 code for a protein of 762 amino acids.
UUUCUCUCCCAAGCAUAGUGUAUAGUGAGUGAAAUCCUCAAAGUGUGAGCCUUUUCUAUCACCAUUUUAACUAAUGAUCUGUCUCUUUAAAAGUCAUCAAAGUGGAGCGUCUUCUUUUCACUAUCAAAGAUAAAGACAAGCUAUUUUUACUUUUAGAGGGUUUUUAAAGACUCGUCAAAAAUUGAAACUUAGUAAAACCCAUUUGAUUGUCUGGAGAAACUCUUCUUAUAUCUGUGUUUCCUAGAGCUGAAUGAAUAUAUAGUGGAAAGUUCUAAUUUUGAGCUCCACAUUUUGUUCUAGUUUUCUUUUCUGAGAGAGACCACCAUAUAAACAAUACUUGGUUUUCCAAAAUGCAGUGGAAAAGUUUCAGUUUUGAGCUUCAAAAUGAAGAACCCCAUUUGAUAUCUGUGAUGAUCAAUGCUGAAAAUAUGGUGUAAAAGAUUUAAUUUUGAGCUUUGCUAAACCCUUUUAGAGUUAGUUCUCUGUUUAUGGAAAAAAAAACUUUCAUUUUUGAGCUUUAAACUUGGGUUUAGUCAUUAUAUGAGAAAACCCCAUUUAUAUACUCAGUGUUAGAUUCUGAGCUCACAACUAUUGAGUAUAAGGGGUGGAGUCUUUGUAGUUGUUCACAAUGGGGGAGGAAAAAACAUCAGAGAAUAGAGUGAAAGGUUCAAAAUUUACUGAUCAAAAUAAGGCACCAAAGGGUAGUAAUAACAGCAAUGUAAAAGUAAAUAGCAAUAUGUCAAAGGUGAGAUCUUCAUGGGGUUCUCAAAUUGUGAAAGGUUUCUCAGGGGAGAAAAAAACUAAGUUGCAAACCACAAUACAUGCCAAGAAAGAACCGGUUCUUGGCAACGAAAACUCGAACCAGAACAACUCUUCUGUGAUUUCCCAGUCAAGAGUAAAGAGGUCUUUAAUGGGAGACUUGUCAUGUUCAGCUACUUCAAUUCAAGUUCAUCCUCAAACUGUUAACAUUCACAGGACUAAAUCUUCCGGUUCGCGUGAUUUAUUCAAUGAAAUUGAUCAUUUGAGGAGCUUGUUGCAAGAAUCAAAGGGAAGGGAACUGAAAUUGCAGGGUGAAUUAUCCGAAUUUAAGAGGAGUUCAAAGGCGGUUGAGCUCGAAAGGGAGCUGGAAUUAAAGAAGAGUGAGAUUGAUAGCUUUGUGAAGAAAGUUGAGUUGCUGGAAUGCGAAAAGGCAGUCCUUUCUCAUCAACUAGAUCAGAUAUCCAAUAGGGAAGAUUUCAAAAGCGUGACUAGUUUGGAUUUGGAAAUGGAAGUUGUCGAGUUGAGGCGCUUGAAUAAGGAGCUACAACUUCAGAAAAGAGAUAUUGCUUGCAGGCUUUCUUCCAUGGAGUCCCAGCUAGCCAAUGUUGGAAAAGUUCCAGAGGAAAACACAAUUGAGAAUAUUAAAGCAGAGGCUUCUCUGUUGAGACACAAAAAUGAAAACCUUUGCAAACAAGUUGAGGGUCUUCAAAUGAGUCGGUUGAAUGAGGUUGAGGAACUUGCCUACUUGAAGUGGGUGAACUCGUGUUUGAGAGAAGAGUUGCGCAGUUGCUCGUCCAUGACAUGUGAUAAGAUUUCUAGCCCUCAUGGCAGUGAGAAAAGUAGGGAAUCACUUUGCCUGUCUUAUGAUCAGAGUGAUGAAGACUCAAAAUGUAGUAGCGCAAGGAGGUUAAGCCUCGUUAAGAAGCUAAAGAAAUGGCCUAUUACUGAUGAAGAUAUGCAACUAGUCGAGAGCCCGGAUAAUAAUGUCAUUAGUCAUAGUUGGGAGGAUACACAAAGUUCUACUCGCAGGCACUCGAUAAGUGGAUCAAAAUUUUGUGUUGAGGACUUGAUAUUCAAUAAGAGAAGGCAAUCAGAUGGCUUUAUGUGUUCCAAGGAAGUGGAGAAGGAGGUUGAGCCUCUUGUUUCCCAACAUAAAUUAACCAAUCCUUUGGAGGUCGAGAAACGCGUCUUGCGGAUUCCUAAUCCCCCUCCAAGGCCUUCAUCUGUAGCUUUAAUUGAACAAGAAGGAGAAAAUUCUGUUCAAGUUUCUGGUCCUCCACCGCCACCUCCCCCUCCUCCACCACCACCUCCUCCAAAACAUAUGAGAAAAACUACAUCAGGCAUGGUACAGAGAGCUCCUCAACUAGUAGAGUUUUAUCAUUCACUGAUGAAGAGAGACUCUAGGAAGGAUUCAUUAAAUGGAGUAGUAUGUGAUUCCUCAAAUGUUGCAGACGUACGAAGUAGCAUGAUUGGUGAAAUUGAGAACAGAUCAUCAUAUUUGCUGGCUAUAAGGGCAGAUGUGGAAACUCAAGCAGAAUUUGUGAAUUCCCUGAUAGCAGAGGUCAAUAAUGCAGUUUAUUCAGACAUCGAGGACGUAGUUGCUUUUGUGAAAUGGCUAGAUGAUGAACUUUGCUUUCUGGUGGAUGAAAGGGCAGUCCUAAAGCACUUUGACUGGCCAGAGAGAAAAGCAGACACACUAAGAGAGGCAGCCUUUGGAUAUAGAGAUCUCAAGAAGUUGGAGAAUGAGGUUUCAAGUUACAAGGACGAUCCUCGAUCUCCAUGUGAUAUUGCACUAAAGAAGAUUAUUUCUUUGUCAGAGAAGAUGGAACGUAGUGUCUAUAACCUUCUUCGGACAAGAGACUCAUUGAUGCGGCACUGCAAAGAGUUCAAAAUCCCCACGGACUGGAUGCUCGAUAAUGGGAUAUUAAGCAAGAUAAAGUUUGGCUCUGUGAAGUUGGCCAAGGUGUACAUGAAGAGGGUAGCUGCCGAGCUUCAGUCCAAGGGACCAUUAGAUAAAGACACUUCCAUGGACUACAUGCUACUUCAAGGAGUGAGAUUUGCCUUCCGAAUUCAUCAGUUUGCAGGAGGAUUUGAUGCAGAAACUAUGCAAGCGUUCGAAGAGCUACGGGGCCUAGCACUUUCUUUAAACAAGACAUAGAAAAGAUUUUUGUGAUGAAGUACAAUUUUGAUAGACGGCUUACCAUCUCAGUAACCAUCAAUGCAAGUAUUAACAUAUGUAUAAGAGAAAAAACAGAAAGGGUCUUGGUGGAAUAUAGGAAACACCAAUGAUAUUCCUUAUCAUUGGUUAUUGGUUCUUGUUUUUGUUUUCAAUUUUUUGCUUUGGGUGGGGAUUGACUCUUGACAAAUGAGUUAAAGUUUGGCUUGGAUGGAAGCAGGAAGAUCUCAAGCUAUCAGUAUAUAGUAUGUGUGUAAGGCUCGGUGCAAAAGCAGUUUGAACUUUUAUGCAAGUUUUCUAUCAAUACUAUUAGGCUUGGGGAAAAGCAGUUUGAACUUUUAUGCAAAUUUUUAUUAAUAAGUUAGAUCUUUUCUAUC